AUGGGUGGGUACCUGAGGGUGAAGAUGCUGAGCAAGGAAUUCCAGGUGCCAAUGAGGGACUCCAUGCUGUUAUCGGAACUGAAGGAGCUGAUCACCAAGGAGACGCAAGUGCCUGCCUUCCGGCAGCGCCUGGUGGUCCAGGCAAGCACUAAAGUGCUGCAGGACGGGGUUCCCCUGGCCCACCAGGGCCUGCGCUCGGGCAGCGAGGUUGUGCUGGUGGUGCAGAGCUGCGACAAGCCCCUGAGCAUCCUGGUGAGGAACGAGAGGGGCCACACCAGCACCUACGACGUCCUGCUGACGCAGAAGGUGGCCGAACUCAAGCAGCAGGUGGCUGACCGGGAGAAAACGAGUGUCCACCAGUUCUGGCUGAAUUUCCAGGGGCUGCCCCUGGACGAUGAGAAGCAGCUGGGGGAGUACGGCCUCACAGCCCACUGCACCGUGCAGAUGAAUCUGCGCCUUCGGGGGGGCACGGAGGGACCAGGAGGGCAGCGCUGA
Molecule: messenger RNA, 495 nt
Organism: Pipistrellus nathusii (Nathusius's pipistrelle)
Lineage: Eukaryota; Metazoa; Chordata; Mammalia; Chiroptera; Vespertilionidae
Source: the annotation of a GenBank genome assembly